Molecule: messenger RNA, 636 nt
Organism: Suillus plorans
Lineage: Eukaryota; Fungi; Basidiomycota; Agaricomycetes; Boletales; Suillaceae
Exons: 4
Coding region: 1-636 (211 amino acids)
Source: RefSeq, a predicted model, not a curated record
AUGUCCUCGUCUACCGCACACCCGUCUGCCAUAGGCACUAACACCCAACCCAGAAUGUCCAAUGCGUCUUCCACCGAAGCCUCAACUCAACCAACGUCUGAACCUCUUACCGACAGUCAGCUUCCGCCGCAAAGACACGCGGGAGCCAUCGGGCUCGGUCCCUUGUACGGACAGGGAGCAGGUCUUGGAGAAAAGCUCGGCGGCUUGCAAGAGGAAGUCAAGGGAAAGAUCACGAAGAACCCAGAACUAGUCGAACAUGGGCGUGAGCGGCGUGCAGGGAUUUUGAAGAAGAAAGAGCAGGAGCAGGAUGAUGAAGAAGACCCGUUCACAAACCCAGAAGAUCAUAUCGACUAUCCUCCGGAGCCCCGUCGUGGUGAUUGCGGUUCUAACAUCAUCGGGCCUCGAAACCCUGAGUAUGAAAAGCAAGCUCCUAAUCUCAUCCACCCUCCUUCGACGGAUCACAGCACUCUCCCUUCGCUCAAAUGGUCAUUCGCAGAUUCGCAUGUGACAGAUGGGCACGUCAGACUACAGUCCGCAAAUUACCCGACCUCCACUGAGCUCGCGGGAGUAGAUAUGCGUUUCGAUGAGGGAGCCGUCCGAGAGCUCCAUGGGCAUUGUGAAAUGGAAUGGGCUUAA